Messenger RNA from Eremothecium cymbalariae DBVPG#7215, 1398 nucleotides. RefSeq names its product E3 ubiquitin-protein ligase RAD18 (gene RAD18). The coding region runs from base 1 to 1398 and encodes 465 amino acids. Gene Ontology annotation, cellular component: Rad6-Rad18 complex; nucleus. Lineage: Eukaryota; Fungi; Ascomycota; Saccharomycetes; Saccharomycetales; Saccharomycetaceae. The transcript has a single exon. The record is from RefSeq and is a predicted model, not a curated record. Gene Ontology annotation, biological process: DNA damage tolerance; protein monoubiquitination. Gene Ontology annotation, molecular function: single-stranded DNA binding; ubiquitin protein ligase activity.
AUGACAACGGCUAAGUUAGAUGCAGAAGUCUCCAAUCCGAGUGAUUUUCAAGGUACUUUGAUUCCAGAGAUCGCUGAUAUUGACAGUUUGCUAAGAUGCCAUAUUUGUAAGGAAUUUUUACAAACACCUGUUCUAGGUCAUUGCGGGCAUACUUUUUGUUCCCUGUGCAUACGUACUUAUCUGAACAAGGAGGCCAGAUGUCCUCUAUGCUUGGUCGAGCUAAGGCAGAAUAUGUUACAAAAGGAGUUUUUAUUGGGUGAAAUAGUUGCUAGUUACAGUAGAAUCAGAGGUCGAAUGUUAGAAAAUCUUGAUAAUAGGCAUGCCAAACGUCCUGCCCAACAGGUUGCCAAAAGUUCUGCAUCUAAAAUUGAAAUUAUAUCAGACGAUGACAUACAAAUAUUAGAUAGCGGGCAAUCUUCAUUUGACAUGAAACGCUCAGCACCUGUAACCACAGAGUUCGAAGUUAUCUCUAAGAGGCCAAGGGCCAAAAAAAAUGGUAUUCAAUCACUGCUGAGCAGGAAAUCAAAGAUCAGAGAUAAUACUGUUGAAUGUCCAAUUUGCAACAAGUCAUUCUCGAAGGAUUUUCUUGAACGCACCCAUUUAGAUGAGUGUUUAACAAUGGAAACGUUGCAUGAAGAUAGUGUGGCCAUUGAUAUACCCCAAAGUACUGUCCAGUGUGUCCCCGAAGAACAGAGAAUACCUGAGUCCAAUUGUGAUUCUAGUAACUCGGGAUCAUCAUCUCCUGUAGUGGCUGGAUUAGAACAUCAGAAGACUCCACCAACAAUGGAAGAUAUUACCUCUCAUACAAAUUUGUACCUAGAAUCGGGCUUAAGAGAUACUAAGCCACGGCUCCCAAAACUGCACUUUGGUUCCCUGAGUACCAACCAACUGAAGCAGAAAUUGUCUGAACUUAACUUGCCUAAUACAGGUUCCAAACAACAGAUGAUUAACAGAUAUAAUCAUUAUGAGCUUUUAUGGAAUAGUAACUUUUUAGAUUCGAUCCAACCUGUUUCUGAACUAGAAUUGAGAAAGAACCUUGCUAAUUGGGAGUCUACUCAUAAUACAGAUAAUUACGGAUCCAACUGUAACAAUUUUGGAAUUGCAGACCUUUUAAGAAGCAAUUUAAACCACAACUUAACGGCGUCAACCCUUUUGAAAUCGUUCAAAUCUGACAGAUUUGACAAGGCUGCUUGGAUCAAAUUGUUCAGCAAAGAAUUCAAUAAACUAAUUCGUGAAGCUAGAAAAGGUCUUAACAAACAGAAGGAACAGAAGUUGAACACACCUGAAGUGGUCAGUUCAACUGAGGCCGCAGAAGAAGCUGGUACCAAAUGCAACGAACUGGCACUCCGAGAUACCAAGAGCCAAUUACCUGGUUCUUGCCCGAGCAAGGAUUUAUAA